Molecule: messenger RNA, 1237 nt
Organism: Cyprinodon variegatus (sheepshead minnow)
Lineage: Eukaryota; Metazoa; Chordata; Actinopteri; Cyprinodontiformes; Cyprinodontidae
Product: peroxisomal membrane protein PMP34-like
Exons: 8
Coding region: 297-1085 (262 amino acids)
Biological process (GO): transmembrane transport
Cellular component (GO): peroxisomal membrane
Molecular function (GO): coenzyme A transmembrane transporter activity; FMN transmembrane transporter activity; ATP transmembrane transporter activity
Source: RefSeq, a predicted model, not a curated record
UGUUAUAUUUUAGCUCUCCCUCGUCAGAAAUGGUGCACAAAACACUAUUAAAACCCUAUAGUUGUAAAAGACCCUUCAAAUCAAAUCAAAAGAAGAAGAAAACUGUUGAUCAUGGAGGCGCGCGUGAAACUACACCACCCACAAUUCCGUUCGGUGAAGUCACGGCUUUGGGGAAGUGCGGAGAAAGCAAAGCCAUCCAGCCGUGAGGUAUCCGAGCGGGUUGACAGCUGUUAGCGGUAAAACAGAAGCACUUUUUCUUAUCAUCUGAGCUGCUUUGUACCGAGACGGCAGCUGAAAUGUCCGCGGAGGUUUUUUCCUAUGAGAGUUUAGUUCAUGCUGUGGCAGGAGCAGUGGGAAGUGUGACUGCAAUGACAGUAUUCUUCCCAUUGGAUACUGCUAGAUUACGACUCCAAGUGGAUGAAAAUAGAAAGGCCAAAUCUACACCAGCUAUUCUGGCUGAUAUUGUCAAAGAAGAAGGACUACUAGCUCCCUACAGAGGAUGGUUCCCUGUCAUCUGUAGUCUGUGCUGCUCCAACUUUGUCUACUUCUACUGCUUCCACUGGAUAAAGAAUGCCUGGCUCAAGGGCAGGCUGUCAACUCCUAGCACUGAUCUCAUUGUAGGCAUUGCUGCAGGUGUUAUAAAUGUUCUACUGACCACUCCUCUGUGGGUGGUCAACACCAGGCUGAAGCUGCAGGGAUCCAAGUUUCGCAAUGCCGAUAUCCGGCCCACAAACUACUCGGGCAUCCUGGAUGCAUUUGAGCAGAUCAUCCGUAAAGAAGGUGUUGGAGCCCUCUGGAACGGGACCUUCCCAUCCCUGCUGCUGGUGAUGAACCCCGCAAUCCAGUUCAUGAUUUACGAAGGUCUGAAGAGGCAGCUGAGGAGAGGGGUUCCCAGGGAGCUUUCGUCGCUGGAGGUCUUCAUCAUCGGAGCUGUCGCCAAAGCUGUUGCCACCACUGUUACAUACCCACUGCAAACGAUCCAGUCCGUCCUCAGGUUCGGUCAGUUCAACACACCAAAGGAAAGGUCCAAACUUCUGUCCAGUCUACAGACCAUCAAAGGUCUACUGGUAAACAGAGCAAGGUGAGGAUUCAAACGAAACAUAUUCUUCACUUUGAAAUCUAGUUGCUCUAAGUAACGCAUGUUGGAGCACAUGUAUAAACUUGCAGGGAAAUACACUGGAAGUUCUUGAGAAAAGUGAGGAAAAAAGUGGGGCAACCAGUUCAGAACGGGUUAUAG